AUGACGGCGCCACCGUCGACGCCGUCGCAACUAGAAGGCUUGAGCGGUGCGGACGAAAAGCAGCACCGGUUCUUCGCAUGCGAGUUAAUCCAAGAGUCGGGCAUCUUGCUUCAGCUACCACAAGUCGUCUUGGCGACUGCCCAGUCGCUCCUGCAUCGGUUCUACGCGCGACAGAGUUUGUUCGAUUUUGACGCUUUCCGAGCCGCGAUGGGGUGCAUCUUCCUGGCGAGCAAGGCCGAAGAACAUCCUCGUCGGAUCAAAGACGUUGUACAAGUGUUCUUUCGCAUGCGCAACCGACGUAUGGACCUCGGACUCACACCGAUGUUGCCGUCGGAUCCUCGCUUCGCUACUUGGAGCGACUGGCUCGUCAUGGUCGAGAGACAGGUGCUAAUCGAAGUUGGGUUCUCCAUUGACGGUACCACCGAACACCCUCACAAGUUUCUGCUCUACUACGUCAAACUUCUUGAGUGCUCCGACGCUUGUGCGCAGAAGGCAUGGAACUACGUCAACGACAGCUUUCGAAUCGACCUGUGCUUGCGAUAUGACGCCCAUGUCAUCGCAUGCGCUGCCAUCAGUCUUGCCGCACGUGUGCUGCAGCAUGCUCUUCCCCUUGGAUGGGAGGUGUUGCUUGAGGUCGACAUGGCGGACGUUUUGUCCGUGGCGCAGGAAAUGCUUGCGUUGUACCAACUACGUCGAGUUCAAUGGCUCCAGCCUUUGACAGCAGUUGACCCAUUCGAGGUCACAAAAGAUGACGAACUCGCCACCAUUGCUGUGGAUGCUGCACCUGCUGCUGAACAUCCUCAAGCAGAAAACCCAGCCAUAUCGUCGUCAAUGUCUCCGGUUGCACCAGCGCUCGAGGCCCUCGAGACACAACCCUCCCGAUCUCCCGAUGCCCAAGCGACGUCGCAGUCGUCGAAGCUCAAGCAGGGACCGCAAACGGCGAAGUCGAAGCAGGAGCCAACAGCGGGGCCACCGCCGAAGCGAGUCCAGAAACCAUCGUGA
Aphanomyces invadans is the source of this 1002-nucleotide messenger RNA. RefSeq lists its product as hypothetical. Gene Ontology annotation, molecular function: cyclin-dependent protein serine/threonine kinase regulator activity. Gene Ontology annotation, biological process: regulation of transcription by RNA polymerase II. Gene Ontology annotation, cellular component: nucleus. The coding region runs from base 1 to 1002 and encodes 333 amino acids. NCBI's taxonomy places the organism in Eukaryota, Oomycota, Saprolegniomycetes, Saprolegniales, Verrucalvaceae. The record is from RefSeq and is a predicted model, not a curated record. The transcript has 2 exons.